Molecule: messenger RNA, 5370 nt
Organism: Dipodomys ordii (Ord's kangaroo rat)
Lineage: Eukaryota; Metazoa; Chordata; Mammalia; Rodentia; Heteromyidae
Gene: Rabep1
Product: rabaptin, RAB GTPase binding effector protein 1
Exons: 19
Coding region: 547-2883 (778 amino acids)
Biological process (GO): Golgi to plasma membrane transport; endocytosis
Cellular component (GO): endosome; endocytic vesicle
Molecular function (GO): growth factor activity; GTPase activator activity
Source: RefSeq, a predicted model, not a curated record
AUGAGGAGGCGGAGGUCGGCGCUCCGGUCCGUCUCUGCCCGGGGCUGUGGCGGUGCCGGCAGCUCCAGCCUUAGCGGUUCCUCCCUAGGUGGUGGCGGCGGCGGCUCCAUCGACGCCUCUUCCGCCAGCUGAGCCCGCGGGCAGCCGGGACGCCGCUUCCCCGCCCAUCCUCUCUCCGCUUCCCGAGGCCGGCCGCCUGGCCAUGGCGCAGCCCGGCCCGGCUUCCCAGCCUGACGUGCUAGAGAAUGAUUUAAAAGAAGCAGACAUGAUGCAGUAUCAGGAAGUAAUAUGUGAUGUCCCCAAAGAGAUGCCCAGGUUGAAAUACAAGUUUCUCUUCAGCAACGAGUAGCAGAAUUGGAAAAAAUUAAUGCAGAAUUUUUGCGUGCACAACAGCAGCUUGAGCAAGAAUUUAAUCAAAAAAGAGCAAAAUUUAAGGAACUGUAUUUGGCUAAAGAGGAGGAUUUGAAGAGACAAAAUGCAGUUUUACAGGCUGCACAGGAUGAUUUGGGACACCUUCGGACACAACUAUGGGAAGCUCAGGCAGAGAUGGAGAAUAUUAAGGCUAUUGCCACAGUGUCUGAAAAUACUAAGCAGGAAGCUAUAGAUGAAGUGAAAAGGCAGUGGAGAGAAGAAGUUGCUUCACUUCAAGCUGUUAUGAAAGAAACAGUUCGAGACUAUGAACACCAGUUUCACCUUAGGCUAGAGCAGGAGCGAGCACAAUGGGCACAGUAUCGAGAGUCUGCAGACCGGGAAAUAGCUGACCUACGACGACGCCUGUCUGAAGGACAAGAGGAAGAAAAUUUAGAAAAUGAAAUGAAAAAGGCCCAAGAGGAUGCUGAGAAACUUCGGUCUGUUGUGAUGCCCAUGGAGAAGGAAAUUGCAGCUUUGAAAGAUAAACUGACAGAGGCCGAAGACAAAAUUAAAGAGUUGGAAGCCUCAAAGGUUAAAGAACUGAAUCAUUAUUUGGAAGCAGAAAAAUCUUGUAGAACUGAUCUAGAAAUGUAUGUUGCUGUUUUGAAUACUCAGAAAUCUGUUCUACAAGAAGAUGCUGAGAAAUUGCGCAAAGAAUUGCAUGAAGUUUGCCAUCUCUUGGAGCAAGAGCGACAACAGCACAACCAGUUAAAACAUACAUGGCAGAAGGCCAAUGACCAGUUUCUGGAAUCUCAGCGUUUGCUAAUGAGAGACAUGCAGCGAAUGGAGAUUGUGCUAACUUCAGAGCAGCUCCGACAAGUAGAAGAACUGAAGAAGAAAGAUCAGGAGGAUGAUGAACAACAAAGGCUUAAUAAGAGAAAGGAUCAUAAAAAAACAGAUGCUGAGGAAGAAGCAAAAAUACCAGUAGUGUGUGCUUUAACUCAAGAAGAAUCUUCAGCCCAGUUAUCAAAUGAAGAGGAGCAUUUAGACAGCACCCAUGGGUCAGUCCAUUCCUUAGAUGCGGACUUACUUUUACCAUCUGGAGAUCCAUUCAGUAAAUCGGACAAUGACAUGUUUAAAGAUGGACUCAGGAGAGCACAGUCUACAGACAGUUUGGGAACCUCAGGCUCAUUGCAGUCCAAAGCUUUAGGCUAUAACUAUAAAGCAAAAUCAGCUGGAAACCUGGAUGAAUCCGAUUUUGGACCCCUGGUGGGAGCAGAUUCAGUGUCUGAGAACUUUGAUACUGCAUCCCUCGGAUCAUUACAGAUGCCAAGUGGGUUUAUGUUAACCAAAGAUCAGGAAAGAGCAAUCAAGGCAAUGACACCAGAACAAGAGGAGACGGCAUCCCUCCUCUCCAGCGUCACCCAGGGUAUGGAGAGUGCAUAUGUAUCUCCCAGUGGUUACCGCUUAGUCAGUGAGACAGAAUGGAAUCUUCUGCAAAAAGAGGUACAUAAUGCUGGAAAUAAACUUGGUAGACGUUGUGAUAUGUGUUCCAAUUAUGAAAAACAGUUACAAGGAAUUCAAAUUCAGGAAGCUGAAACAAGAGACCAGGUGAAAAAACUGCAGGUGAUGCUAAGGCAAGCUAAUGACCAGCUGGAGAAGACAAUAAAAGAUAAACAGGAUCUAGAAGACUUUAUCAAACAGAGCACUGAGGACUCAAGUCACCAGAUCUCUGCACUUGUCUUGAGAGUCCAAGCAUCCGAAGUUUUACUUGAAGAAUUACAACAAGGCUUUUCUGAGGCAAAGAGAGAUGCCCAGGAGCAGAUGGCUGUGCUGAUGCAGUCACGGGAACAGGUUUCAGAGGAGCUGAUGAGGUUACAGAAGGACAACGACAGCCUUCAAGGAAAGCAUAGCUUGCAUAUGUCACUACAACAAGCAGAAGACUUCAUCCUCCCGGACACUGUGGAGGUACUCCGGGAACUGGUGUUAAAAUAUCGUGAGAACAUCAUUCAUGUUCGGACCGCAGCAGACCACAUGGAAGAGAAGCUGAAGGCUGAAAUACUGUUCCUAAAAGAGCAAAUUCAAGCAGAACAGUGUUUAAAAGAAAACCUUGAAGAAACUCUGCAGCUAGAAAUAGAAAAUUGCAAGGAGGAAAUAGCUUCCAUCUCUAGUCUAAAAGCUGAAUUGGAAAGAAUAAAAGUAGAAAAAGGACAGUUGGAAUCCACAUUAAGAGAGAAGUCUCAACAGCUUGAGAGUCUUCAGGAGAUAAAGGUCAAUUUGGAAGAACAGUUAAAGAAAGAGGCUGCAGCCAAGGUUGCUGUUGAACAACUAAUGUUUGAAGAGAAGAACAAAGCUCAGAGAUUACAGACAGAAUUAGAUGUCAGCGAACAGGUCCAGAGAGAUUUUGUAAAGCUUUCUCAAACACUUCAGGUGCAGUUAGAGCGGAUCAGGCAAGCAGACUCCUUGGAGAGAAUCCGGGCAAUUCUGAAUGACACCAAACUGACAGACAUUAACCAGCUUCCUGAGACAUGACACCCUGAGGCAGGAUUCUAGUCUGCACUUUGGGUUUUUAACUCAUCCUUAGAACAUUAAUUAUUAACUCUUAAUGAAGCAGAAGUCACAAACAAAAAAGGACUGGAGAAGUGCUCAUUUCUAGUGGGAGAAAACUGUACAGCACAGGAACAGCCAACACACUUCCAACGGAACACUAACAGGAUUCUGCACUUGAUCCCAACAGGCAUGGGAUCAGCUCUGGUGAUAGAAGAAGUGCUGUGUCCUUACCUGCUUUCUUCAGUAUAGCUCUCUGGAACACAUUUCCCUGUCCUAAAGGAACUUCCCAGUAGUGUUUGGAAUGACCUUUUCUGUUUAUAGAUACCAGGAGAGAGAAGUUUCUUUUUCUGUUGUCUAGAGCUCAUCAGUAGCUGUGUUCAGCUAGCAGAGGUAUAGUGUGCUGUAUGAAUAUUUUAUAUUAAAAUACAAAGUGAGAGCAGGCCAUUGGCUAUUGACUGUAUUUCCCUCACCCUGUGAAUUUUCUUUAUACUAUUUUAUCUUACUUCGGAAGACCUUAAAUGCUACUGAAACUUGCCUAAGAACCAUAAGACUAUGGCAAACCAGACCACUUCAAGAACAAAAUUAAGGGAUUUGUAAACUUGGCAGAGGCCAAAUCUAUUGGGAGUUUAAGGAAAAGCACAAGAAACUGUUUGGAAGCACUUUUUUUCUGCACAUCUGGAUAAUCUUUGUGGGCCAGCUGGCACCAGGGUGAAGCUGAAUGGCACCAUCUACUCCAUUUUGAAGUGUUUUAGUUUAGUUAUUGGAUCAGUGAAAAAAAUGUUAAAACAAGCUAUCUCUGACAACAUCUAGUAAUACAUUUAUAAACCUGCUUAUCUUCAGCUUUAAUCAAAGGGCAUGGAUGUGGUUUCAAAAGUGUCACAAAAUGGUGAUGAGGUUUGACAGAUCUAUUUUUUAAAACUAUAAUUUAGAUCUGGAGUAUUAAGUGAUAGCACUUAGGAUGAAGUUGGGGAAAACAGGAAAAUAUGAUUUGUUUGUAAAUCUCCUCUUUUAUCAAGAGGUGAGAUGCCUUGUCUGGGUGGACAAAGCCUGAGCAAGACAGGCUGUCUACACAGCUUGAUGGAGUGCAGAAGCAAGGGGAAUGGACUAACUUCACUGCUUACUGUUGCAGUGCUGUCCCAACGCAGCUAUUAUGUUUAAUUGUAUUACAAUGUUUAAUUCAUUAUAGAGAUGGCUCAAAAGUAAAAAAUGUUUGUUCAAGAAGUGUUUAUGAUUAUGCUGCAUAACAGUGGGUCCCUAAAGAAAUCUUAUAGGAAUUAGUGAACUGAUUUUUGUUCACUUAAAGCCACCAUCAACUUACAAGUAACUUUGUUACAAAUGAAGUCAUUAUGAAUUUGCCCUAAAGACCUUUACUUGUUUUCUUCCAUAGAACAAAUGAAAAGGAUUAUAUUACCUCAUCCCAAGGCCUAUUUUUAUAGUCUUACAUUCAUGAUUAUAAAUUUAAAAGUAUCAAUUAUAGAAAUAGUGCUAAAAGCUUGCCAUGCAUGAAACUAUUUUAAUGGUUUAAAGUCUCUGUAUAACAAAGUACUACUUGGUUUAAAGGGAAAAUAUAGUUACAAGGAAUUUUAUUAUAAAAUGUGAUUAAAUUAUGUAGGUAUAAGACUACUCCCAUGAAUAGGCCCAAUACUAAUUUGUUUUAGAUUAUUAAAAAUGAGCAUUAUCAAUCACAAUGGGUAAUUCAUAAUCUUUCUGAAGUAUCCAGGUAAACUGUCCUGUUGAGACUGAGCGUCUUACAGACACUGCUCUGAAAGAUGAGUACUGGGCCAAUGGAAUACUGUAGACUGUGGCCGAUGAAAACUUGAAAUCCACACAACAGAAUGAUACUGAGGAAAGCCUAAACAAACUCUCUAGGUUUAAACAACCUAUUUCUGGGAUGAGAACACUGUGACACUAUGCAGAUAAGAAACAAUUCUGUAAACUUGAGUGUUUUUUUGCAUAAAUGGGAUCUGCACUAUGAACACCAAAGUUCAUCAAAAAGAUCAGUUAGGCUUCAAGUGUUCCUGUGCUUAUAUUCCGUCUGUACACCUGUUCUCGCAUGUCUAAACUGACUUACCUCUUACCUGUAACACACCUUACCAUAUGGCUUUUAAUUGGCAGUCACACAGCCAUUUCUCCACAGGUGCAGUCUUGCCUUUCAGAGCUCAUAAUGGCAAGCAUAUAAAGAUGACCUAAAGCUGAGGACAAAACCACUCAUAUACUACAUACCAAGCUAUUUUCUUUUUCCCUUUUAGGUAUUAAAACUUGCACUGUGCGCGCACUCAGUAGACACAGAGCACAGCCAAACUUAGCUCUGAAAGGUAAACAGUGCCUGUGAGGAAGUGAGCCAGCAGUGGCCCUGCAGUUGUGGAUCUGGAGCUCUGCUCUGAGCACACUGCAGCUGUAACCAUUUGUUGAUGGUACGGAAGGUGAACCCUUAAGAAAGUGUUCAAAUUAAAAGAGCUGCUGCCAAGU